CAUCCGUUUGAAAAGAAAUUGAUGAAGUUGAUGAUAGAAAAAAAAAAAUUGACAUCAAAUAUAGUGGAUGGAUUCAAAAAAGUUUGUGAUAAUAGGAAACUAGCAAUUUACACGUCUGAAGAAGUACAGAAAAUAACAAAUCUUAAAAUAACAUGUAACUUAGUUGCUAUCGAUACAGGACGCGUAGACAAUUUAGCCAUGAUUUUAUCUAAAAACAAUCCAUUCACAGACGUUAUCAAUUUUCACUUGCAGAAAUUUAUCGACAAUGGAAUGAUAAAUCGUUUAAAGGAUACGACAUUUAAGAAGAAAUUGAAUGAUGUGAUGAAGCAUAAACCGGUUCGCAUAAACAAUGUUAUGUCGCUUAUUUUCUUCAUCCAAACUGGUAUCAUUUUGAGUACAUUUAUUCUAAUCAUAGAAAAGUGUAUAUUUUCUUCUAAGAUGAAGAAGAUGUCAAUAGUAGAUCGUACCCCUUCAAUUAAAUCGUCAGAAGUCUACGUAAAAGAGAAGAGAAGUAUAAAAAAUGUUGCAAAAGAUCACGGGAACCGAAAACGACAACGUUAAUGUUCGUUUUCAACGAAUUGUUCUUAUUGCUUGUAAUUUUCUAAUAUGAUACAUAUUCUUAAUUGGUUAUAAGAAUUAUCUACGAUAAUCUCGCGUAUGCGCAUAUGAAGAAAGAUUAGAUUAGAUUUACAGCGUUUGUAGGUAGUAAAUCAUUUUGUCAAAUAAUUGCCUCGUUCAUAUUAAUCGGUUGAUGUUAAAUUAUUUUAAUGAUUUCAACAUUUUAUUUUAAGGUAUUGCAUUUUGCUAUGUAUCGUAUGUAGAAUAAUAUAAAUGUGUAAAGUAUGUAUGUAGAUAUACAAAUAUAGAC
Molecule: messenger RNA, 868 nt
Organism: Vespula pensylvanica (western yellowjacket)
Lineage: Eukaryota; Metazoa; Arthropoda; Insecta; Hymenoptera; Vespidae
Exons: 3
Coding region: 22-561 (179 amino acids)
Source: RefSeq, a predicted model, not a curated record